AUGGCUGGUUUCACCAGCACCUUACAUCAUCCCUUAAAACUUCAACUCUCCGAACCCCUCAGGCCCCUCUCUUUUCACUCAAACCUCUUCACUCUCCGCCUCCAAGGCCCCGCUACAAGGUGGCUCUCCGUCUCCUCUAAAACCACCGCCGCCACCACCGUUAUUUUAUCUCGCUAUGGCGGAGGAGGUGGGUCCUCCCGAAAGCCAAAGACCAACGAUGAUCAGGCACUUGAUAUUUCUUCCAUCAGGUCAGAUAAAGUUAGGCUUAUUGAUCAGCAGCAAAACAUGGUAGGAAUAGUGUCAAAAGGUGAGGCUUUACGAAUGGCUGAUAAUGCAGAGCUUGACUUGGUGAUAUUAUCUCCGGAUGCCGAUCCUCCAGUUGUCAGAAUAAUGGAUUACAAUAAAUAUAGAUAUGAGUUGCAGAAGAAGAAACGAGAUCAGCAGAAGAAAAGUCUUGCUAGCCGCAUGGAUUUGAAGGAACUGAAGAUGGGUUACAAUAUCGAUGUGCACGAUUACUCCGUGCGUUUGAAAGCAGCUAAGAAGUUUCUAAAAGAUGGUGAUAAGGUAAAGAUUAUAGUAAGCUUGAAGGGGCGUGAAAAUGAUUUUAGAAAUAAUGCCAUCGAGCUUAUCAGACGGUUUCAGAAUGAUAUUGGGGAGCUUGCCGUUGAGGAGAACAAGAGUUUCCGUGAUAGGAACAUCUUCAUAAUAUUGGUUCCAAAUAAAGCCGUUGCUCAAAAAGCUCAAGAAUCGCCAAAGAAGGAUAAGUCGACAGCAAGUGAAGUUUCAGCAGGUGUCUAA
Messenger RNA from Fraxinus pennsylvanica, 798 nucleotides. The record is from the annotation of a GenBank genome assembly. NCBI's taxonomy places the organism in Eukaryota, Viridiplantae, Streptophyta, Magnoliopsida, Lamiales, Oleaceae.